AUGCACAUUCUUAAACUUAAUUUCAAACUUUUGACGAUAUUUGGAUGCUGGCGACCGGAUUCUUGGUCGUCGUUACAUAAACGCUUCAUUUUAUUGAUGAAUCGCAAAAACAUUAUUAUGUUAAUAGGCAUUCUAAUGAAAAAACCUUGUAGACCAUCAAGAUUGACUGAAAUUGAGAUUCUAUAUAAAUUCGAUAAAAGCAUACAGUAA
This is a messenger RNA of Acromyrmex echinatior (Panamanian leafcutter ant), 210 nucleotides long. RefSeq lists its product as uncharacterized. NCBI's taxonomy places the organism in Eukaryota, Metazoa, Arthropoda, Insecta, Hymenoptera, Formicidae. The record is from RefSeq and is a predicted model, not a curated record.